CUCAAACUCCGUUCUUCUCAACGUUUGUUGCCCAGCUCAAACUCAUAACCGGCAAGAUGGUAACCUUUGAUAAUAUGCUGCUCGCGACGGACGAGCUUGUCACCCGCAUCUUCAGCGAUUGGGAUGUUUACUCCACCAGCCUCGUCGGCGGCCUUAUCAUAUUUGCUACGGUCCUCACGGUCUGGGGACGAGAUCCUGAUACCCACCCUAUGCUAUUGUCGCGCCAGGCGCAACCUUCACCAGUUCGAAAUCCGGGAGAGUCGUCUGUGUACAGGUCUCAUUCUUCGCCCCAUGGCAUGGAAUUAAACACUGGGUUGAAUGUCAAAGAUCCGGGACAGAACAAAUGGUCGAGGGGACGCAAUGGAGAUCUGAGAGAUGUAUGGAGGAAGGCUGUUAGAGGGAGGACUGAUCCCGAGGGCAAUCCUACCGGCGAAAAGGGACGCAUUAUUACCAUCGUCGGCCCAGAGCAGACCGUUGACCACGAUCUUGAUGAGGUCUCGAAACAAAUCAACAUUAUCGGACAAUAUCUUAAGCACCAUGGAGGAAGCCGUGUGGCAAUAUACCUACCGAACUCAAUCGAACUACUGGCGGCGCUUUUCGCGUGCACAUUCUACGAUUUAACGCCCAUCAUCUUACCCUACGAUCAACCCGGGCAUGUUGUUGCUGAUAUGCUAAAGGUUUCCGAGGCGGAUACAUUGGUUACAGCUGUGGGAAAUCUACCAUUCGAUGCAGUCACCAAGGACUAUGCAGGAUUAAAGAACCUGAUCUGGGUGGUCGACGAGGGCAGCAAGCACUUGGACUGGGAUGAGGUCCCAACAGGAUCCGGCGGUGCAAUCCACGUUUCUACAUGGCAAGAGGUUGUCGAAGAGCAAUCUAACGUUUCCGCUGAGCUUCCGCCACUCGACAAGACCACGCCAAAGAAUGUCCUUUCAUUCUGGUUUCCCGAGAUUCACGAGCCUGGGGAAUUAGUCGAAUACACUCAUGGCAAUCUCGUGUCCGCUAUCUCCGCCCAGAUCUCUGCUAUCCCCACCACCCAGAAAAUCGGCCGCUCCGACCUCUUUUUUCCAGCCGACUCGCUUUCUUCGAACUACACUCUCGUCCUUACCCUAGCCGCAUUAUAUUACAAUGCUUCUCUGGCCCUCAACUCAGUCGCUAGCCGUGAAACUAACCUUCGCAACGCCACCCGUGGCGUCGCCCCUACUAUCAUCGUAGCAUCUGCACACACGCUUGCUCAGGUACAUGCCAACACCGCAGCCAAGCUGUCGAACGUUGUGUAUAACCUGAUCCACUGGUUCCAAACCCGCACGCUCACCGAAAACGGUGUGAUGCCGGUUGCCUCCAUGUUCUCACGCCUCAACGACGGCCUGAAGCCAGCCAUCGGAACGACUCCAGGAAAGCUGCGCUUCGUUUUCGUCUCUGAGCAGGCUGGUGGCAACUCACCGCCACUGAGCGCAUUGGCGUUGAAUGACUUGAGGAUAUUCACAGGUGCGCGGGUCGUCUAUGCUUUAACUGCAGCAAAGGUUGCGGGUGCAGUGACACAGACCUCGUUUUACGAUUAUCGAGCCGGUCCUAAGGAGCCUGGACAAUACUCGCACUUCGGAGCCCCUGUCAGCAGCGUGGAGGUGUUGUUGAAGGACACCAAACAUAGGAAGGUGACGGAUGAAGAAAUACAAGGAGAGGUUGUUGCCAGAGGACCUGCCGUUGUUGGCGGCGAGGCUAGCUUGGGGAUAGUUGGAAGAAUCAACGAAGAUAAUACGCUUGCGUAUCUGUAAACGUGAGGCUAUGACUGGCCUUCGAUGAGUAUGUCGAAAUAUACGCAAUGCAAGGCUAGAAGACGGCAUUGUUUGAUCACAUUUGAAAGUCAAAAGGAGAAAAUACUUAUGAUGUCUAUUA
Pseudogymnoascus destructans is the source of this 1893-nucleotide messenger RNA. RefSeq lists its product as uncharacterized. Lineage: Eukaryota; Fungi; Ascomycota; Leotiomycetes; Thelebolales; Thelebolaceae. Gene Ontology annotation, cellular component: membrane; endoplasmic reticulum. The transcript has 3 exons. Gene Ontology annotation, molecular function: long-chain fatty acid-CoA ligase activity. The coding region runs from base 57 to 1772 and encodes 571 amino acids. The record is from RefSeq and is a predicted model, not a curated record.